Vanessa tameamea is the source of this 710-nucleotide messenger RNA. RefSeq names its product DNA-directed RNA polymerase II subunit RPB9 (gene RpII15). Lineage: Eukaryota; Metazoa; Arthropoda; Insecta; Lepidoptera; Nymphalidae. Gene Ontology annotation, biological process: maintenance of transcriptional fidelity during transcription elongation by RNA polymerase II; DNA-templated transcription; transcription initiation at RNA polymerase II promoter. Gene Ontology annotation, cellular component: RNA polymerase II, core complex. The record is from RefSeq and is a predicted model, not a curated record. Gene Ontology annotation, molecular function: DNA-directed RNA polymerase activity; zinc ion binding; nucleic acid binding. The coding region runs from base 156 to 530 and encodes 124 amino acids. The transcript has a single exon.
GUAUCUCGGAGUCGGCGUCUAUGUUUUCGUUUUGUGUGGAAGUGUGUGAUUGAGCUUUAUUUGUCUCAACGAUUUGUCGAGAAAGUCAUCUUAAGUGAAUGUAUAUUAUAAUUGAGUACAUAUCGAAUUGAACAGAAACAAAACGUAAUAUAAAAAUGAAUAUCGGUAGAAAGGACGGUGGCCCGGGCUAUGUUGGUAUUCAGUUCUGCCAAGAAUGUAACAACAUGCUGUAUCCGCGGGAAGACAAAAACAACAAAGUUCUUAUGUAUGCUUGUAGAAAUUGCGAUUAUAAACAAUUAGCUGACUCAAAUUGCGUAUACGUAAACAAAAUUAUGCACGAAGUAGACGAACUGACGCAUAUAAAUCCUGACGUAGUAAGCGAUCCAACUCUACCCCGAACUAAGGAUCAUAUGUGCCCAAAAUGUAACCACAGAGAAGCCGUUUUCUUCCAAGGACAAACGAGACGUGCUGAAGAAGAAAUGAGGCUCUACUAUGUAUGUACAAGUUGUAAACAUAGGUGGACUGAGUAAAUGCCAACAGAUUGCUUAAGAAAUUAGUGGAGAAUUAUACUUAUCAAUUAAUGUAUAAAGUAUAUGGCAUAUCAGUCCUAAGUCAUGUGCUUUUAGAAUUAAAUAAUAUUGAAAUUUCCAUAUUACACUGUUGCUUAUGUUAAUAUUGGAGUAUAUUUGAAAUAAAGGACACCACAUUGA